Lineus longissimus is the source of this 915-nucleotide messenger RNA. RefSeq names its product BMP and activin membrane-bound inhibitor homolog. The transcript has 3 exons. The annotation marks the transcript as partial. Gene Ontology annotation, molecular function: frizzled binding. The record is from RefSeq and is a predicted model, not a curated record. Gene Ontology annotation, biological process: transforming growth factor beta receptor signaling pathway. NCBI's taxonomy places the organism in Eukaryota, Metazoa, Nemertea, Pilidiophora, Heteronemertea, Lineidae.
CAACUGACGUGUAUAGCUCUCUGCUCAACUGUGAGCGCAGUCUACAGCAAUUGCAAGCAAGGUGAAAUACGUUGCUACUGCAACGCGCCAUCAUGCGUUCAGACGGGUUACAUGUGCAAGUCACAGGAGGGACGCUGCUUCAGUCUGCUGACGUACGAAGGUGACAGCGCCAAUUCCGCCCACGGUUGCGUGGACCUGUUACAGAUGCGGGAUAGGGACUUGUGCAGCGGGAGGGGAGAUAUUAUCAAGGCCAGAAACGGACAGGAAGAGUGGCCAAUACUCAUGUGCUGCCCAGACGAUAUGUGUAAUUAUAUGGACAAUGUUGACAGCGUCGAUAUGGAAAUAAAAGCGGAGAAUCGUACUCUUAUACAAGAAGACAUCGAAACCAAGGUUCAUCUUAUCAACCAUGACACCCCGAUCCACCACGAGGAGUACUCCUCCGAGAAAGAACUCUGGUUUAAAGCGGCUGUCAUUGCCGUGCCGAUCGCCGGUGGAUUCAUCCUAAUACUCCUGGUGCUACUCGCUGUGCGCAUGCUCAGACAAGACAGUAAACGUCAUCAUCGGCUUAUGCAAAUGAGGAAUCAUCGAAGCUUGACGAAAGCGCAGCUUUACGUCACGGAUCAUUUUUAUCUUGACAAAAACGAGAAGUGUUCUCAUUUGAAAGGCAUCUCGAACUGUGUUGCGGAAAAAAAUUAUACAGCGAAAGAAAAACAUAAACAAAGUCCUGUGUCAACUUUUGUGAAAAUGCCGGACAAGAAGGCAAAAGAUGGCUCAAAUGGGUGUUCUUAUACGAGGGAUUCAGUAUUAAUAUGGGGCGGAACGAAGACAGAGACAAUUAUCAAAGACACAUCCAUUGUGUAAAAAUUUAUGGAGACUCGGACUCAGAGUCAGAGGUUUCAUCGCUUGCCUUGCUUC